UGAGCCGGAAGCCCCGAGUGUGGCAGCAUCCGGGACGGCGGGCAGGCGGGCCAACCCGGACAGGAGGUGAGACCCGGGACCUGCCCAGCUCUGCAACCUCGGCCGGUGGCCGCUGCCCGGCACUGGGCUCUCGGCGCUGCAAGGCGGAGAGGCCCGGGUCUGGCGCCGCCUGCGCAGCCCUGGUCGCGGCCAGCGGUCCCCGCUGCGCGACAGGGGGCGGGGCCGGCUGCAGGGAAGGCCCAGGUGUCGGGGGAAGCCUCCCGGCUGGGCCGAGCAACACAGGCUGGAGCUCGGGCAGCAGCGACGGGGGCCAGCCCGCCGCGUGACCGGCUGCAGUCACGCUGUGCUUAAUCACACUUAGUCUUUGCUCCAGGCUGGCCGUGCUCACCAUUCUCCCAGCCGGUGACCCCGGGGGAUUUCUUUUAUGGUGGCUUUUUCUCUGAAAUGCCAAAGCAACCCGAUUAUUCAGAACUGAGUGACUCUUUAACGCUUGCCGUGGGAACAGGAAGAUUUUCGGGACCACUGCACAGAGCAUGGAGAAUGAUGAAUUUCCGUCAGCGGAUGGGAUGGAUCGGAGUGGGACUGUAUCUAUUAGCAAGUGCAGCAGCAUUUUACUACGUUUUUGAAAUCAAUGAGACUUACAACAGGCUGGCCUUGGAACACAUUCAACAGCACCCAGAGGAGCCCCUUGAAGGAACCACGUGGACACACUCCUUGAAAACUCGGUUACUCUCCCUGCCUUUUUGGUUCUGGACAAUUGUUUUUCUGAUACCUUACUUACAGAUGUUUUUAUUCCUUUACUCUUGUACAAGAGCUGACCCCAAAACGGUGGGCUACUGUAUCAUUCCCAUAUGCUUGGCAGUUAUAUGCAAUCGCCACCAAGCAUUUGUCAAGGCUUCUAAUCAGAUCAGCAGACUACAACUGAUUGACACAUAAAAUCUGUCAUCAUUUUUUCCUUACAAGUACAAAACUGCCAGUACGAUAUGGAGCCUGAUCACAAGACUGCAGUUUCUUCACAGAUCUCAGGAAGUUGUGGUGGGGCAGAAGCUUUUUAAAGAAUGUGGCUAGGGGGCUAACUUUAUCUGAAUAAUGAAUUUUUAGGUGAAGACUGAGAAUCAGUACUACAAAAUCAUGUGGAUGACUUCAGAUUUUGGAAGUAAAAUUUUAUCUGUUAUUUGCAUUCCUUAGAAACUUGAAUAAGUACCUGGACUCAUAUUUUUAUUUUACUGUGCAACAUAGUGAUAAUUCAGAAAAUUUUCCUUUGGGGAAAAAUGAAUAUGAACAUUUCCAUUGUGCUUAAUGUAAAAAGGUCCAAACAUGGUCAUAAAAUUUAAAUUUUAUACAA
Cervus elaphus (red deer) is the source of this 1345-nucleotide messenger RNA. It is a transcript of the gene LYSET, whose product is annotated as transmembrane protein 251. The transcript is spliced from 2 exons. The record is from RefSeq and is a predicted model, not a curated record. The coding region runs from base 445 to 936 and encodes 163 amino acids. NCBI's taxonomy places the organism in Eukaryota, Metazoa, Chordata, Mammalia, Artiodactyla, Cervidae.